CUUUAAAGAGAGAGCUCUGCAAUCAGCGUAGCUAUAUUAUUUACUAGAACACUGGUCUUGUUCUUGAUUAUCACAGGCAAAUCGAUUCUCCCUCUGCUGUCUCCAAUACAGAAUUUAUAGGGUUCCAGUCCCCCUCUCAACCGUUACAGUAAGCGUUCCCACGCUUGCUAUAUGUAUGCAUGCGUUUUUCGUGCUGUCGCAUAUCGGGAGAUCAUUAUUUCAGGAGUGGACUAGGGACCAUGCAUCAAAAGCAGGAUGGCACAAACCAUCAAAACACAGUCUGCUUUCAACCUUGGUGGCGUGGUAUUGGGCAUAGUCCCAUUUCGGCAGAUUUCUUGGGAGAAACCGCAGCAAGUUUAUCUCCAUCCAAAAAUUCAAAUGAUAGUUUAGGGUCCAAAACCAGAAAAUUACAAGUUGAGGAUGGGCUGGAUGAGGGAAAUGAUGUCAACAAAAAAAUAGAAAUUACUCUCGUAUCACAAGCAGAUGGAAAAUGUGAUCAAGAACAGCAGAAUGCUGCAUCCAGUAAGCCUGAAGCAAUGGGUCAAUACCUCACUCCACCUACAGAGCUAGAACUUCUCAGCCACUCAAUUGCAUGUGCAUCGUAUCAAGUUUCUAAUCCAUAUUAUGGGGGAGUUAUGCCUGCUUAUGGAUCUCAAGCUUUGGUACAUUCUCAUUGUCUUGGAGGGCAGCCCACUAGAAUGGCCUUGCCCCUUGAAAUGGCAGAGGAACCUGUUUAUGUGAAUGCCAAGCAAUAUCAUGGAAUUUUGAGGCGAAGACAGUCCCGUGCUAAGGCCGAGCUGGAAAAGAAACUAAUAAAGUUUAGGAAGCCGUAUCUUCAUGAGUCUCGGCACUUGCAUGCAAUGAGAAGGGCAAGAGGUUCUGGUGGCCGUUUUCUGAACACAAAGAAGCCUAGUGGUAGUGAUGCUAACACUGCACCUGAGAAAGGCGCCAUCGGAGCUGUUUCCUCGUAUACUUUCAAUCCAUUGCACUCUGAACAAUCAAACCUCUCCGGAAAUAUGCAUUCAUCCUAUGAUCAUAUGAAAGUAACAGGGAUUCAUGUGCCGGAAACGCACCAACAACCAACAUACUCCAAUGCCAAUGGCAACAGCUGCUAUCCACACCAUCAGGGAUUCCAGUUUUCUGCAUAUCAUUCGCUCUCUGGUGAUAGGACAGAAGUAGUCGAUUGCUCAGAGAAGCAGCACGAACGACUUAUGGUCAAUGGGGCUCAUAGAGCCCUGAUCAUCAAAUGAACUUUUUACACAACUUCACGUUAUUCUUCCUCAUCGGGUGUGUGUUCUUUUACGAAAAAAGCAUCAAUCGACAAGGCAAGGCUGGUCUCAGGCAAAUCAUUCUUGUGUUCCUCCCAUGUACAAAGAAAGUGACUGUUGUAGGGGUUUUGUUUGAAGAGUGAGCAGGUUACAUUUUUUUU
Juglans regia (Persian walnut) is the source of this 1429-nucleotide messenger RNA. RefSeq names its product nuclear transcription factor Y subunit A-1-like. Gene Ontology annotation, molecular function: RNA polymerase II cis-regulatory region sequence-specific DNA binding; DNA-binding transcription factor activity, RNA polymerase II-specific. The transcript is spliced from 6 exons. Gene Ontology annotation, biological process: regulation of transcription by RNA polymerase II. The record is from RefSeq and is a predicted model, not a curated record. Gene Ontology annotation, cellular component: CCAAT-binding factor complex. NCBI's taxonomy places the organism in Eukaryota, Viridiplantae, Streptophyta, Magnoliopsida, Fagales, Juglandaceae. Bases 180 to 1250 code for a protein of 356 amino acids.